Molecule: messenger RNA, 1643 nt
Organism: Drosophila subpulchrella
Lineage: Eukaryota; Metazoa; Arthropoda; Insecta; Diptera; Drosophilidae
Product: protein let-653-like
Exons: 3
Coding region: 795-1562 (255 amino acids)
Source: RefSeq, a predicted model, not a curated record
GUAGACUUGAACUAAGAGCGAGGUCAGUAUAAAAGCAUCUACCAGAGAAUUCUUAGUUUAGUAGCAAAUCAGACAUGAAACUAGUUAUCGUACUUGUGCUCCUCGGCUGGAUCGCCGUUGUACACUCUGUUGGCCUUAACCAGGUGUUAUCGAGAAAACCCUCAUCUAAUGAGCCAAAUAAUCAACCGUUGUCUGAGGAGGUGAAACCGAGCCUUAAGCAAUGCAAACCCGUCGAGACUUCGAGUUCAAAGCCAAAUGAUCUGACCAAUGGUACAAUUCCUCCUAAAGACGCCAGCACCGAAAGACCAAGUUCUACCGAAACUAAUAUACCUUUUAAAGGCACUUCCACCCUUAGCCCUAUCUUAAAAAAACUUGUACCCUUACCUACUCAUGAACCAAAAGUAACCCCAAGCACGACCAAAGUCAACUUGAAAAACGAAGAUACAAAUUUAGAUGAUUGCCAACCUAUUCCCGAGGGUGUGGGAUCACGAUUGGAUGCCCAAACUUUAAGAACCCUCGUUACUAAGCACUUACCCCAAAGGAUAUAGCUAUGUGAACCAUGAAUACAACGCUUACAAUAUAAAAUCAAUUUUCUUUAUUUUAAUAAAAUGCAUCUGUAUAAAAACAAAGAAAAUUAUAUCUUGACCUUAAUUGAUUCCUAGAACGUCAUGCUGUUUUCAUCAUAAUAUACCUAACAUUGUAAACCCGUUUUCAUAUAGAUGGGGAAACUAUUAAGAGCGAGUUCAGUAUAAAACCCACAGCCAGAGAGUUUAAGCUUUAGUAUAGAAUCAAAUAUGCAACUGAGUAUUAUACGAGUAUUUGUGCUUCUUGGCUUCGCCGCCGUUGUAAAUUCAUAUGGCACAAGUCAACCGAUUUGGAUGUCAUCAAAAAAUCCAGAAUCUGAUGAUAACUUUGUUCAGUCUUCGUCCAAGGAGGUAACACGGAAUUUUAAGCAAUGCAAACCCAUUGAGACUACGAGUUCGGAGCCAAGUGAACAGUCCACCAGUACAAAUACACCCGGAGACGCCACCUCAAGAAGAAUUGUACCCUUACCUACUCUAUCCCCCAAACCCGUUGAGACUACAAGUUCGAAGCCAAGUAUACUGCCCAGUAGUGCAACUAGUCUUGAGGACGCCAUUUUAAGAAAGCUUGUUCCUCUGCCAACUCUAGCUCCCAGUUCCACUACAAGUACAACGGAGCUUAAUAGUGGAGUAUUAAACGAACGGAGGAUUGUACCCCUACCUACUCUUGAACAAACUUCCACAGCAAGCCCUUUGGAAAUCGAUAGUGGAGAAGAUAAAAAUGGCCUAAGACGCUUAAUACCUUUGUCGACAAGAUUAUUGUUAGUCUUCAGGGAUAAAGUUGAAAAUGUACCCAGCACCAUCGCAAGAAAACUUGUACCUUUACCUACUCCUAAACCAACUUCCACCACAAGCACAACCGAUGUCAGCUUGGAAAACAGUGACCAAAUUCCGGAUGAUUGCGAACCCCUUCCGGAAGGUUUGGGAUCACGAUUGAAUGGUCAAACUCUAAAAACACUUGUUAAAACUCAAUUGGGCUAGAUAAGUUUAUUAUAUAAAAAACCUUUGAUAAAAAUGAAAUAAAUAAAAUACCAUCUGUAUAUCUGUACCUUCAAAGAAUAA